GUCACAGUAAAACGACGCAUUCAAAAUGGUGGGCAAAUAAUAAACGUCGAAAUAUUCGGUAAAUAUUUCAUAAUCCAAGAGCAUGGUGGUUCUUUUUGGCUCUGUAUCAUUGAAUGCCGCUAUUGGUGUUGCGGUUAUGUUGUUGACGUCCACAGUUUUAGCGUCACCAAGCACUCCAUUGCGAACAUUGUACAAAAAAGGCCAGAUAAACAAUAAUAGACAGUUUCCAUCAUCAAAUAAGUGGAAUACUUACAGCAAUGAUUUCUUUUAUGAUGAUAACGGCAUAGAUGUAAAGGAUAGUGAUGUCGUCGAUCCAGAGCGGAAUAAACCAGAAACCGAAUACGUAACUAUUCUCACAGACUAUCCACCGUUUGUUCCUGCUCAUCCCAUUAAAAAACCAAGGAGAAGAAGGUCUAGAAGGGGGAGAGACCUUAGGCCAAAUAAACCCUCUGGCCACUAUCAAAUCCGACAUGCAAUUUUCGCAAGAAAGGGCGUAUCUUUGACAACAGCAAAGAACCAAAACCGAUUAGAAAUCUGGCAAACUAUGCGAGAAACUACAGAGAAAGGAAUAAAGCCAAACGGAAAACAGCCAGGGGGAUAUCUCAAUGACCCAACUCAACAAAACAAGGAUAUAGGUAUGAUGAAGGGUUUUCUCAGGAUGAGUAGUCAUGUUGAUAACCCUAGUGAACAGGUUGGAGUGUCUAAACAUAUAGACAGGGUUCGUAGAGACUCAAAUCCAGUCAAGAAAAUGAUCAUGAGAGCAUACCAGUUUACAAACAUUUUUGGUAAAAUGAAUGAGAUUUACAAAGCCAAGCCCUGCUUGCUCAAUGCCGAACUCGAUGCGUCCCAAGGUCAGUCGGACUUUCGUCCUAUACCAGAACCUACUUCACCGACAAGAAAACACACAAUUAAAGUUGCAGAGAUUAACAAUAACUCUACCCAGAUGAACAUAACAAACGUAAUUGAAGAACAAAAACACAGAGUACGUCGUGCUGCUCAGUCAAAUACUGUUGAGAUAGAAGAAGAGGUACACAAAGUGAACAUAACAAUACCACAAAAUAUUAUUGAUGAAAUACUCAGUGGCAAAUACGUAGUUUCAGUGCUUGGUGACAAAGGAACGCGGAUUGUAAUUGCAGUUGGAAUUGUCACAUUUUUCAUUAUUGGCGCCCUUGUCUUCAUAUUUGUUUACAGAUGGAACGUAGAGGAACAACGAACCAGAGGAAGGAAUUUGAUGUUUAUCGAGCAUUGUAAAUCUUGCAGAAAUCCGAUGAAUAGACUUCACGAUAGCAGUGACUGUGAGUGGAUUUAUGUAAUAUGUGACUGUAGAAACGAUAGGCGCAAAGGAAAGACAGAAUAUAUGAAGCUGAAUGGAGGAAAUCACGUUGUAACAAUGGAGCAUAACUACUCUAUCGACAGUGGCGACAGUUUAGAGCCCGAAUCGUCGCCAGAAAGAGUCGUUGGUGGUGAAGAUACACCCAAACCACCAAAGAAUGUCGGUUCGAACUCAUCAGUUGGUGUCAAGGAUGAAAGACCAAAGAGAGUCAGUUCGAGUUCUUCAACUGGUGUCAAGAAUGUAGGUAACGAACAGACAAAGGGGAGUACCCAAGACAAGGGAUGUAUGGAUUCGUCUGUCGAACUUGAUGAUUCCACCGAAACACCGAAAGACAACGACAUCGAUGCAAGUGCAAAGAAACUGACACAACCUUCAACUGAACUGCCUCCCAUGGCAACCAGCACACCGAAGGAAACCUCACAUUUGAGCGAGCUGGAUUUGUCAUCCGUUGAAAAACCGUCCAACGCUCCACUUCAGUCCAAAAAUGAAAAAAAUACUAUAGAUUCAAGUCCAACAUCACCAGUUAAAUCUAGCUCCCCAAACUUCUCGAAUGAUCAAGAAAAUCAUUCAACAAACUCUCAGACAUCACCAGAUAAUUCUACUUCACCAAAUCGUUUGGUCCCAGAAACUCGUUCAUCACCCCGACGAACAAAAACUACUCCUUUGUCCCUCGACGAUGAUGACAAUACGCAACAAGAAUUGACUCCAUCCCGUGGAUUCCCUACACCCAGUGUUCAAGUUGAUGUGUCUAAAUCCGGGACUCUGUCACCAAGGAAAAUUAUUCGGGAGGUUGACUCUAGCCAAGAGAAACCCGAUCAUGGAUUACGUCUACCCGCUAAGAAAUUGUUUGAUCCCAAUGAUACAUAUGAUGAAUAUGAUUCGUUUGACUGAUUCUAUAUGAUCUUAUAGUUACUGAUUGAAUGAUGAGUCUGUAUCGAUUGGAGACAUUUAACUUCCAUCUUUGAUUGUGUCACAAUAUCUUUAGACGAGUGACUAAGACGACAAGGAUGCUGUAUGUUUACAGGUUAACAUUUAUUUUACAAUUACAAUGAAUAAAUUUUAUCACAACUGAUUACAUUAUUCUCUUGUACAUGUUGUUACACAAAUACUCUCUAGUAAUAGUUGAGCAAACAAGGAUCAAAAGAAUAACACGAUUUGUCCAAGGGUUUAAAUAUACCAUUGAAUAAAAAGUAUAUAUAGAACUACAGUUUAUAUCAGAAGUCUGCUAGUUACAAAGUUGAUGAAUUAGUGCCUGCAUCAACAUGGGGCACUUUUGACUUUGAUUUUCGGGUUGAUUUUCAUAAAAUGGAAUUUGAAGAGGUAAUAUUUUUUGAAGAUGACAUUUGACAACAGAUAACCUUUUAUAGACUCCUUGAUGUGAAAGUAUGCAUGUUUAGUCAUGUUAGUGUGUGAACAAUCUAAAUGAUCAAUGAACGACUAAUGAACCAAAAUCAUUCUUCAAAAGUAAUUUUUAAAAAUGAGAUUGUCAUUUAAAUUGUGAAUUAGGCAGCUUUGUAACCAGUGAACCUCCAUAAGCAUGCCAGAUCCUUAAAGCAAACCUCUCCUUUCGAAUGGUAUAUAUUAAAAUUAAUUUUGGGGCGGAGCUCUCGUUUGCUCAGCUUUAUUAAAUUAUACAUGGUGAAGUGAGCAAUAAAAUGGGACACUUUGUAUCAUUAGAAGUAUUUAGGAUCAUACAGAUAAACCAUGACAUGAUAUACCAAAGCAUGGGGAAUUCAUUUAGCAUAUACACGUAGGAUAUCCUAUGAAUAAUAUAAUGUAGGAAUAUCAUUUUUAUCCACGAUGUGAUAUUGAUAUCUGCACCGAGAGGGAAGCG
Owenia fusiformis is the source of this 3167-nucleotide messenger RNA. NCBI's taxonomy places the organism in Eukaryota, Metazoa, Annelida, Polychaeta, Sabellida, Oweniidae. The record is from the annotation of a GenBank genome assembly.